UCAGCAAUGGCGAUGUUUGCCGUCGCCUUGGUCGCCGCCCUCCUCUUCUCGGUCUCCUCCGCGUUCCCUUGGGGCGGUCAGCUGGACCCCCACUUCUACGACCACUCGUGCCCGCAGGCGCAGCAGAUCGUGGCGUCCAUCGUCGGCAAGGCGCACUACCGUGAACCGCGCAUGGCUGCCUCCCUCCUCCGCCUCCACUUCCACGACUGCUUCGUCAAGGGCUGCGAUGCGUCGAUCCUGCUGGACAGCAGCGCGUCGGUAACGAGCGAGAAGCGGUCGAUCCCGAACAAGGACUCGGCGAGAGGGUUCGAGGUGGUGGACGAGAUUAAGGCCGCGCUGGAGGCCGCCUGCCCGCGCACCGUCUCCUGCGCCGACGUCCUCGCCCUCGCCGCCCGCGACUCCACCGUCGUGACCGGAGGACCAGGGUGGAUCGUGCCGCUGGGCAGGAGGGACUCUCUGGGCGCCAGCAUCCAGGGCUCCAACAACGACAUCCCUGCCCCCAACAACACCCUCCCCACCAUCAUCACCAAGUUCAAGCUCCAGAGCCUUGACAUCGUCGACCUCGUCGCCCUCCUCGUUGUAGUAAUAGGUGACAAGCGGCCGAUCGUUUAA
Molecule: messenger RNA, 612 nt
Organism: Lolium rigidum
Lineage: Eukaryota; Viridiplantae; Streptophyta; Magnoliopsida; Poales; Poaceae
Product: peroxidase 72-like
Exons: 4
Biological process (GO): response to oxidative stress
Molecular function (GO): heme binding; peroxidase activity
Source: RefSeq, a predicted model, not a curated record